Molecule: messenger RNA, 3180 nt
Organism: Ustilago hordei
Lineage: Eukaryota; Fungi; Basidiomycota; Ustilaginomycetes; Ustilaginales; Ustilaginaceae
Exons: 1
Coding region: 1-3180 (1059 amino acids)
Biological process (GO): transmembrane transport
Cellular component (GO): membrane
Molecular function (GO): transmembrane transporter activity
Source: RefSeq, a predicted model, not a curated record
AUGUCGAGCUCAGAAGCAUCGGCUUCCAAGCCGCCUCACAGAGUCGUAGUCAAGCCGCUCGGUCGACAACUCACCAUCACCACAACCAUUGAGGGACGUAAACGUACCCUCGUCGACACAUCUGAUGCUCUUCAGCUCGCCGAAACCAACUAUCCCAUCAGAUUCUACUUCCUACCCGACGCACUGCAAUGGUCAUUUGCGCUCAAACCCAGCGAGAAGAAGGUCACCUACUGCCCCUUCAAAGGCUUUGCUCAGUAUCACGAUGUAGCUCAGGCCGGAUCACGCAUUGAGGAGCUCAAAGCUGCCAUCUGGUCUUACUCAAAGCCUUUCACCACCAGUGAUGCCUACGGGGUGCGAGGUCACUACUGCCUGCCAGCUCCCAGCGAGCAGUUCGGUGUCAAAAUCGGUGGUAAACCCAUCACCGCAGACGAGGCAAAAAGUAUGAAUGAUAAGCUUCUAUCGGACUUCUCAUCUACAGUCUCUUCUCCUUCGUUGCCACGCGACGUCUUGGAGGAGGAGCGCAAAUCUCGAUCUACUUCCCGCUCUGCUGGUGCAACCCUUCAUCCACCACCGAUCAAGCGCUCGGCGAGCAACGGCUCCAAUGCACCGCCAGAGUCUUUUUCUAUCGCUCGACCACUCGGUGGUGAGCUCGAAAUCGAUUCGAGCAAUCCAGUCCUCGCUGACAUGAUCUAUCGCUAUGAUGAUGAGGUGCAGGAAGAGCAACAUCAACGGCAGCAACGGCAGCGUGAUGGAGCUGCAGGCGACGGCAACAACAAUCACGCACCCAAUCCUGAAGCGCACAGCGACGUCGCAAUCGACGACCAUCUCGCAUGGUUCAAAGAUCAGCCCUGGUACCGCAAACCUUCAGAAAAGUGGCUUCGUCCCUUCGCUUUGCUCAUCUCAAUGGCAGGAGGUAUGUGCAUGGGUCCCAAGCUCGAGUUACUCAACAUGUUCGUUUGCGAGCAUGUCCUUGGAGACAGCUACGUCGGCGGCGGCGACAUCAUCGUUCCACAACCUCCUGCCAAAGCCAACACCACCCUCGCCCAACUCGCGAGCGUAGAGACUGCGACAACAGCUGCAGGCGCACACCUUGACAGCUUCCAUCCAUGGUCGGUGGCUUCGAACCCUAUCUCGCACACAGACACUGCCUCGGACAUGUACGCCGUCACCGCCUACUUUGCAGCCCUCGAACAACCCAACUCCACCAUCAUCCCGAUACCCCGACGACCAAGCAAAGCCUGCUUCGCCAGUCCAGAGGUGCAGUCCGCCCUCGCUACAUUGCAGCUCCGAAUGACCCUGUCCAUGGGUAUUCUUGCUGCACUCACUACGGGCUUCUGGUCUAACUUGUCCUCGAGGCGUGGUCGUCUGCCUGUACUUCGUCUCGCUAUGGCCGGUAUCGUUUUCACCGACCUUGUCAUUCUUACGGCUGCCCUCGUGCCUCGCAACAGGCUUCCUUUCGGUUACAGCUUCCUCGUCCUCGGAACUACAGUCGAAGGUUUGCUCGGAGGAUACAGCGCUGCAAUCGCCGUUCAUCAGUCCUACAUCUCGGACGUCACUCCCAGUGGCACCCGUGCCCACAUCUUUGCACACUUUAUGGGCAUCGUCUAUGCUGGUCUUGCAGUUGGUCCUACACUCGGAGGUCUGCUCGUCAAGCACACAGACAAUAUUUUGGCGCCCUUCUGGUUCGCGCUCGCCAUGCACUUGCUCUAUGUUGUCGGCAUCUUUUCCUUCAUCCCCGAGAGCACCAGCCAGCAGUUCCGUGCCAAAGCAUUGAAGGAGUACGGGGAGCAACGUGCCGAAAUUAAACGUAAGGCUGAUGAACGCAAGACUGUCGAAAUGCAACCGCUGCUCGGCUCAAGAAGCUGGGAAGGCGACCGUCGACCAUUCAAGAAGCGUGUCUGGAAGCGAGCCAAGGUUCUCUUCCUGAAUAGCUUCCUCUACGCUCCUCUGGAACCGCUAAGCUUCCUUCUACCCAAGAAGGUACCCGUUCACCAGCCCGAAGAAGCCGACCACCAAGGUGGUGUUUCUGGCAGCAGCACACCUCGACCUGGUGGUGCACUUGCUGCGCCCGAAGCAUCAGCAUCGCACAUCUCCGUCUCUCGUGUCGCACCCAAGAUGCGUUACGACUGGAAUCUUUCCUUCCUCUCGCUCACGUACUUCGCCGAGACUGCCAUCAUUGGCAUCAUGUCCUUCAAGAUGCAGUACGCCCAGAAGCAGUUCAUCUGGGGAUCGGCUGAGUUGGGCAUGUAUCUUACUUUCCUCAGCAUCACUCGUGUCCUUGCACUUACCUUCAUCCUGCCGGUGGCCAUCAAGUUCCUCCAUCGACCAGUCAAGGCGUUGAGGCUGCCACAAGACGGGCCGCCGGUCGAGGAGGAGCAGACUGUUGCUCCUGACUCUCGUCGGCACUCCACGCUGGACGACGAUGGUAGACCGCAUCGACGUAUGAACUCGUACGGUGCUGUCGAUCAGUCUCGUCGCUCAUCUCACCACGACACUGCAGGCGAGGACGCGGAGAACGAGCAAGCAGAUGGCGAAUGGGAUGAGACUAAGAAGUCCGUCGAAGAAUUGUGGACCUUGCGAGCAAAGCACCUCCGCCUCAUUCACGACAGCAAGUUUGACCUCAAACUCGCAAAAAUCUCGGUCAUCGUCAACACCAUAUCUUAUGGCCUUCUCAUCUUCUCGGACACCCCACAGCUCUUCUUCCUAGCCACGGCUAUUACGGCGCUCGGCGGUGGUGGAGGUGCAGCCAUGUCCUCGCUAGCACUCGCAUUGCUCAAGUCUCCUGCAGACGCAGGAAAGCUUUUCGGCGCAUGGAGCAUCACCUCUGCCAUCUCAGGUACUGUCGUUGGCCCUAUUCUCUUCGCCGAGGUGUUCAAGAGGACGACAAAGACCUUCCCUCCAGCUAUCUUCGUGGCGGGCACAGCUAUGUUUGCCAUCGCGUUCCUCUUGUUGUGCUGCGUCAAGGUCAGGAAACCCAUCAGCUUGCCUCCUUUGCCUGCCAGACCACACCCAGCGCCGUCAACAGGGGAAGAGAGGGCGGAGGAACAGGGCACAGCAAAGUCAGCCUAUCGCAACUCAACAUUCAAGAAUGCCUUCACUUUGAACACUGCCAAGAGAAGAGACGGUGGUCAGGUUGGAAAGGCCUCGUCCGGUAGACCUGGCUUGCCUGCCCUUGGCUAA